UUUUAUAUUUUUUAUUUUUCUCUUUGUCGACAAAAAAGGGUCAAAUUGUUCACCAGCACGGAAUCUGCCUCAUGCUUCAUCACUGAAGCUAUUCACACGUGUCGCUGCCUGACUCGGUUCUCCUUCCUCCUUCCCGAACUUGUCUCGCUGUCACGCUCUGCCAUUUGCCACACACAACCGAAACAAACACCACGCCCCAGAAAAUAACAACAAAAAAAAUUUCCUUCUUUCACUUCAGGCCUCCAGAUCUUCACGCGUUGGGUUAUCAGAAGAAGAGCGAAAAAACCAAACAGAGGUACGGAACUAACGCCGAAUCGUCGCCAUGCCGCACCCGUCACUGAAGGCCGUUACCCUCACCCACGUCCGCUAUCACAGGGGCGACCAAUUAGGUCAUUUCCUCGCCUGGAUCUCUCUUGUCCCCGUCUUCAUCAGCUUCGGCGGAUUCGUCGCCCACUUCAUCUUCCGGCGGGAGCUCCAGGCGAUGUUCUUCGCCGUCGGCCUCCUCAUUUCCCAAUUCGUCAACGAGGUCGUCAAGACCACCGUCCAGCAGGCCCGCCCGGUCACCUGCGAGCUGCUCGAGAUGUGCGAUUCCCACGGCUGGCCCUCCAGCCACUCGCAGUACAUGUUCUUCUUCGCCACCUAUUUCACCCUGCUCAUGCUCAAAGGGAUCGGCCUGGCGCAGACCAUCAGGAACAAGGGGUUCGCGUUUUCCCUGGCCUGGUCCAUGGCCGUGCUCACAAUGUACUCUCGGGUGUAUCUGGGGUACCACACGGUGGCCCAGGUGUUCGCCGGCGCAUCGCUCGGGCUUGUCCUCGGCGGGACCUGGUUUUGGGUGGUGAAUUCGUUGAUUUUCUUCUACUUCCCGGCGAUUGAGGAGAGCAGAUUCGGGAGGAUGUUCUAUGUGAAGGAUACCUCCCACAUUAGCAAUGUGUUGCAGUUUGAGUAUGACAAUGCGAGAGCUGCUAGGAAGAAUAUGGCUGCCAGAAAGGUUAUGGAUCCCAAAUCAACCUGAUUGCAUUUCAAAAAGGGUAUGUUCAAUUUCGAUUGGCUUCUCCCCUUUUUUAUCCCAAGUUACUUGAUAAUUUGAGCCAAUUUGAUGAUAGCAAGUUAAACUUUGAACGGGCUUUUUGCCUUAUAGGUCAUAGCAGUUAGACUUAAACUUCUGCAAGCAUUAUGGAGUAGUGUAUCAGGGAAACUUUCUCUUUUGGUGGGUAUCGUGCUGUUACUGCAACCACAUAGAGGAGCUUGACCCAUCUUAUUGGUUGGUUGGAUCAGUUUCCGGGAUGUUGGUUGGAAACUUUCUCAAUCAGCAUAAACUGUUUGGUUGGAUCAGUUUCCGGGAUAAACAAUUGACCCAUCUUAUUGGAUGCAGAGCGAAAUGUUGAUUGAGAUACUGUAUCCAUCAGUAGAGGAGCUUGAGCCAAUCUGCUCAGUUCAUCCCGGUCCAACUUAUCUCGAUUUGACAUCAUUGGCUAAUGGCGGGUAGUAAUGGAUGGUUUCGGAAUGGAAUGUUUCAUAUAGCUAAGAUCUUUUAACAGUGAAUGUUAUAUCCCAGCUUUUCUUUAGUUGUGAAGCGACUAGUAACAAUCCCAAUUGUCUUAUUAUGUUAAGUAUCUUUCGGGUAGAUGUCGGGCUUGACUUGUACAAAGUGUUUGCAAUCGGUUAUUAAUGGGGAUCUGUGAUGAUUUAAGUAGGCCAUGAUCAAGGUUACGAGUUGAGAACUGUAUCGAGUUUAGCUCGCAUACUCUUCAAAUAUCUAAGAUAAGCUUGCAGACUAUAUAUUGAUUGACAUAUGCACCUACUUUUGUUGGUAAUUAGUGCUGAUUUAAGCCAUAGGAUUAUCCUCGGAUAUGUUUCAAAUUUGGGUGAGGGUUUACCUUCCAUCUGAGAGACUUGGACAACUGGUUGUGAAGCAGUGGUUUAGCAGAUGCUGAGUAGUGUUGAUGAAUCCCGCUGGAGUUUGUUUAAGGAAAGAACAUGUUAAGAACAAACAGGUGUGUGAACAUUAAGGAGUAAGGACUGACAAUUGUAAGCAGGGGGUAUUCAAAUGGGAACAGGCAGAACAGGCCCUUGGGAUAGGUUGGGAGUACACAUUUCUUGCAUAUGAAAUAGUUCGGGUACUGAUCUGAAGUCGUAAUGUCUGAGUUGUUGGCGUAUUCUUUCUAUGCUGGAUUUAGGCAGCUAUUGCUUCAAAAUAUCCCAAGAUAUCAGUCAUUCUUCUCUCAGAUUUCAUGUUUUUGCUUUUGACAGAGUCUCUGCUUUGCAGGUUGAUGGCUGGGAAAUUGUUCCGAUGGGGAAAUGUUGAUUAGGCAUGAAGAGAGAUGGCACAUCAAACCAAACGAGGUCAUGUUUGUUAGUUACCCCAGGAUUCUGGGUACGACUGUCAACAGUUAGAUUGAAUAGCAUCUGAAGUUAAAAGAGCUUCUAUAUAUCUUUGCAGUGGCUCUUUUGCAACAAUACUACUACUACUACAGGAGAUUAUAGCAAGCUAUAUAUGCCCAGAAAACAACAAUGUGUAGUUUCUUCUUAAUUUGUUUGAUAUGCUUGCAAUGCAGUCAAAAUUGCGUUUUAAAAGUUAAAAGCUUACGUUUUUACAUUUUCAAGUCACCAAAACGCUAUGUGGAAUCGUGUUUUUCCCCCCCUCCUUAUAAGAGUAGUCAAGUUUAAAAGCUUACGAUUUUGGGUUUACGCUUCUAGAUCACCAAAACUUUUCUAGCUAGAAUCACGCUUUUGACCCAUAUCAACAAGGCGAUACGGAACUCAUCACGUAAGUGCAUUGAUUAGACAUAGUCUUCCCCAUAAUAUGUGUUAAAGUAAUGAUUCACAUUCACCCUACCAUAUCAUAAUAAAUCAUGCAGGAGCACAUUAGAAGGCAUUGUAGUGCUUGACUAGUCACAUAAAUUCAGUCACUGUUAUUUCCCAUCAUGUAUCAUAAGAACCAUAUUCGUUCACAUCAAAAUAAUUAAAAUCGGGAUUCUGUGUGAAAUCGAAAGUUGGAGUAAAAUCAGAAUCAUAGAAGUACAUAAUCAAAUUGUAAGAUUUUAAGUACCAAGUAAAACUAAGACUUGAAGCACUAGGGAAUAUCAACAAGGAAGAUCCUGAUUAUUACCCAAACAUGUAAUAUUUAAAAUGAUGACUAGACGAGGUAAUUGCACCAAGUCAACACAAAUGUAGUCUAGAUUAAAAUUCAACUAAAAUGUAAUCCCUAUUCCCAAGCCAUAUUUUUUCAACUCCAACCAACAUUUGUUUUCUUUAUCUAUUGUUUUGCAGUUUUAGAGGGCUCGGGUUAGAAAUCCCCUUCUAUUUCCCAUUUUUUCUGUUCUUUGUUUUCGUUGAGAACAGAGCGCUUCAAACACACACAUUUUCACAGCAAAACAAAACCGGAUAGGGUCAUUGACCCUAACUUACCUGUUUUCUUUUUAGAAGUCCUAACUUACCUGCGCAAUCUUGCCCCUAGUUGAAACGUUGAUGUGGGGCAGUUGAGCUCAUUUCAUUGUCUAACCAAACUUAAGAUGGAAGAUUUAUCUGGUAAGGCACCAAAAUUCAUAAUUGGACAGUGACGAAUCUUCAACAACCCACAAAUUCGCCAAUAAACAAAUAGAAGAGAGCUAGGGUGCUAAAUUGCUAACUAACCCAACCAAAUACCCAAUUAUAAAGCUUUUGUUAAAGCAAUGAAAUGAAAUUUGUUGUUGUCUAGCUAAACCAGUGGAGGAUCAUCAAUCAAUCCCAUUUCAAACAGUCGUGUUACAUAUCAAAUGGUGUCGGGAGGAUCAAGUAAAGUAAUGGUCCAACUCAAAUGUGGACUGAUUAACAGAAUGGUUACUAUGCUGAUGACGGGAGAGCAUAGCGUUGUUUUCUUCUUGCUUACUUCAUUUUGUAUGUUGAAAAUAUUAUCUUUCUUAAGAAAGUUUUAUAAAUAAACUAUUAUUAAUUUAUUUACAUCAAUCUCAAUAUAUUUUGGAUAUAUAAUUUGAAAUGUUUUUACGGGUGUUUUGGUACAAAUUGAUUUUUUUUAUGGGCAAACAAUGAGCAGCAAAAAUAUUCAUACAAUAUUGCAAAGGUAUUCAGAACGAGGAAUUUUACAAUACUUUAAAGCAUGAGCGCUUUAGAUUUUGAUCUCUAUGGUACAAACUAAAAUUUUUAAUUACUAAUAUUAUAUCAUCAUUAAAAAUAAACGUUAUGGUGCAAU
Linum trigynum is the source of this 4189-nucleotide messenger RNA. The record is from the annotation of a GenBank genome assembly. Lineage: Eukaryota; Viridiplantae; Streptophyta; Magnoliopsida; Malpighiales; Linaceae.